This is a messenger RNA of Helianthus annuus (common sunflower), 758 nucleotides long. Its product is annotated as ethylene-responsive transcription factor ERF096. The record is from RefSeq and is a predicted model, not a curated record. Lineage: Eukaryota; Viridiplantae; Streptophyta; Magnoliopsida; Asterales; Asteraceae. The coding region runs from base 188 to 592 and encodes 134 amino acids. Gene Ontology annotation, biological process: regulation of DNA-templated transcription; ethylene-activated signaling pathway. Gene Ontology annotation, molecular function: DNA binding; DNA-binding transcription factor activity. The transcript has 2 exons.
AACAACGUUAUAUAUAGUUAAUAAUAGUUUACCUAUUUCUUUACAAAUUCAACACUUUUCUUCUUCAUCUUCUUGAUCUUCCAACUCUACCCUAUUAGAUUCCACACACCAUUUUGGACCACAAAUUGCUUUACAAAUUAUAAUUUCAGCUUCUUUAAUCACCUGCAGAUCACGAAAACCGUCUACGAUGGAUCAUCGCAACGCUUCCAAAGACCGUAGCAAAGGAGAAGGCGGUGGUGGAGACGAGGUUAAGUAUAGAGGCGUAAGGCGUCGUCCGUGGGGGAAGUAUGCCGCGGAGAUUCGUGACCCCAACAAGCAAGGGGCCCGGGUUUGGUUGGGGACAUUUGCUACCGCGGAUGAGGCUGCCCGAGCUUAUGAUCGGGCAGCCUAUGAGAUGCGCGGUCACAUGGCGGUUUUGAACUUUCCGGCUGAAUACCCGCCUACUUUUUCGGCUGCUGCUUACAACGCUUCCAUUGCGGCGGCUGCCUCUUCGUCGGCUGUGGCGAACCGUGAAGUGUUCGAAUUCGAAUGCUUGGAUGAUAAGUUGUUAGAGGAUCUUCUUGAUUAUGAUGAGGGCAAGAACAAGAAAUGAGUCACAUGAAAAGUUGUAUGGUUUGGAUAAUUAUUAGUUAUAUAAAUAUAAUUAAAUAACACAAACUUUUUAAUCUAAGAGUUGUUGCAUGAAUGUUUUCUUGCAAACAUAAUAAUUACUUAGUUUGGAUGACUUGAGAUGUGACGUAUUUGUAGAAUAAAAUGGU